Cordyceps militaris CM01 is the source of this 3132-nucleotide messenger RNA. Its product is annotated as polyphosphoinositide phosphatase Fig4. Gene Ontology annotation, molecular function: phosphatidylinositol-3,5-bisphosphate 5-phosphatase activity. NCBI's taxonomy places the organism in Eukaryota, Fungi, Ascomycota, Sordariomycetes, Hypocreales, Cordycipitaceae. The record is from RefSeq and is a predicted model, not a curated record. Gene Ontology annotation, cellular component: intracellular membrane-bounded organelle. Gene Ontology annotation, biological process: phosphatidylinositol dephosphorylation. The transcript has a single exon. The coding region runs from base 1 to 3132 and encodes 1043 amino acids.
AUGGCAGAACUCCCACCCGGCUCACCAGAGAGCGCAAUACGGCGAGAUUCAUGCACCGAGCCGCAAACGCCGUCCCCCCCAGCCGCGGCCGAGCCGUCCUCGCCCACAUUCCCACAGUUGCAUGAUACUGAAGAUGCAAAUGGCGACUCCAAAUCGGCCAAGUCGACCGCCAAAGGGGCCGGAGGUCGGUCUGAUGCCAGUGCUGUUGGAGGGCCCGCCUCUGUAGAGGACUACGAUGGCGACCCGGCCGUCGCAGAGCCUUUUGUGCGCACGGGGAGCCCCGAACCGAGUGUCCGUAGCGUGCAGACCUCAGGCGGCGGCGCAGCCAGCCAUGAUAGCGGGGAUCUGCGGUCCGAGGAGGGCCAGCCCGAGGAACGGGAGACCGGCGGAGGACCGGGCGCCGACGACGACAACAACGACAACAACGAUGACGACGACGAGCCGACAUCCGACCGAAUUAGGUAUAAAAUGCACAAGUUCAGCUUGUACGAGACGGCGAGCCGCUACUACGUCGUCGGCGUCGACGUCAGCGAGACGCGAUACCGUAUCCUCAAGAUUGACCGCACGACCGAGGGCGGCGCCGAGCCCGGCCUGACCGACGACAAGAUUGUCUACACGCUCCAGGAGAUGAACCAGCUUCUCGACACCAUUGACGACGGCAACAAGGGCACCGGCGGCAUCAAGCUGCGCUGCACGACGUGGGGCCUGCUCGGCUUCAUCCGCUUCACGGGCUGCUACUACAUGCUGCUCAUCACUAAGAAGAGCACCGUGGCCAUGGUGGGCGGCCACUACAUCUACCAGGUUGAGGGCACGGAGCUGAUCCCGCUGGCGACGGGCAAGUCGUCCAAGCCCGAGGCGAGGAACAAGAGUGCCGAGGAGACGCGCUUCCUGUCCAUCUUCAACAGCCUGGACCUGACGCGGUCCUUUUACUACAGCUACUCGUACGACGUCACGCACACGAUGCAGCGCAACAUUAUGCGAGAGAGACGGUGCAUGGCGCAGGGUGUCGUUCCCGAGGUUGACGGGGAGCUGAACUCAAUGUUUGUCUGGAACCACUAUCUGCUCAAGCCUAUUUCAGCAGUGACCAAUAACCUGUUUGACUGGUGUCGCCCCCUCAUCCACGGCUAUGUCGACCAGGCCGCCCUGUCCAUCUAUGGCCACACGGCCUACAUCACCGUCAUUGCGAGGCGAUCUCGUCACUUUGCCGGUGCGCGCUUCCUGAAGCGCGGGGCAAAUGACCGAGGCUACGUCGCCAACGACGUCGAGACGGAGCAAAUCGUGGCCGAAUGCCAGACAACCUCGUUCCACGGCCCCGGGCCUCGGCUGUACUGCAGCCCGCAGUACACAUCGUACGUGCAGCACCGCGGCAGCAUCCCGCUCCACUGGACGCAGGACAGCACCGGCGUCACGCCCAAGCCCCCGAUCGAGCUCAACCUCGUCGACCCCUUUUACAGCGCCGCCGCCCUGCACUUUGACGACCUGUUUCGGCGCUACGGCGCCCCCGUCUACGUGCUCAACCUCAUCAAGUCCAAAGAGCGCCAGCCGCGCGAGUCCAAGCUGCUCGACGAGUACACGCACUGCAUCGACUACCUCAACCAGUUUCUCCCCGCCGGCAAGCACAUUAUCCACAAGGCGUGGGACAUGAGCCGUGCCUCCAAGGUCCGCGGCGGCGACGUCAUUGGCAACCUGGAGACGAUUGCCCGCAGCGUGCUCGAGGCGACGGGCUUCUUCCACAACGGCGACGGCGUGUCCGUGCCGCUCAAGGCGCAGAACGGCGUCGCGCGCACAAACUGCAUCGACUGCCUGGACCGCACCAACGCCGCGCAGUUUGUCAUUGGCAAGCGCGCGCUCGGCCAUCAGCUGCACGCCCUGGGCAUCCUGGACGACGCCUCGGUCGAGUACGACACCGACGCCGUCAACUUGUUCACGCACAUGUGGCACGAUCACGGCGACACGAUUGCCGUGCAGUACGGCGGCUCGCAGCUGGUCAACACGAUGGAGACGUACCGCAAGAUUAACCAGUGGACGAGCCACUCGCGCGACAUGAUUGAGAGCUUCAAGCGCUACUACAACAACUCGUUCCUCGACAGCCAGCGACAGGAGGCGUAUAAUUUGUUUCUGGGAAACUACGUCUACAAGUCGGGGCAGCCGAUGCUCUGGGAUCUCACGACCGAUUACUACUUGCAUCACUCGAAUCCGCGAGACUGGACGUCGGACAACAUGAAAAGCUAUAUACACUGGUUCGAUCCGGCCAAUCUGCAGGAAAAAACGGCAGCCACCGCUAUGGUCCCAGUGCGAAGCGCGCCUGUUCCCAAGCCCGUCGAGUUCUUUGACGAUUAUUGGCUCGAAUACUACCGCCCAUCCACGCUAUCCUCGUUUCCCAAAAUGUUUGCCUUUAAAAUGAACUCGACCAUUAAAUACAUUCCCAUUAAAUCCACGCAGGAUGGCAAGUACGACCUUAGCCCGUUCCGCGUGCGCAUAGAGCAGCACGAAGUCGAAGCCGACAAGAAGAGGGCAGCCAAGAAGAAUGCGGCCACCGCGCCCAACAACAAUAAUAAUAAUAAGACAUCCAGUUCGCCCCUCUCGCAAGUCGCCCUGUCCGACGACGGGGCGUCUUCCAUGGCCUCGGACAAGGCGGCACCACCCCGGGGCAUGUCACUCGGCCGCUGGCUGCACCCCACGCAGGAAAAGACAAUACACGCCAUGGACACGGUCGACGAGGCGGACAUGGCGGCCAAGACGAAGCCGACAGCGCUAGAAAAGUCGACGGCCGAGCAGUGGACGUUUACCAGGGCGGUCAAGGACUCGCUGAAUCCGUCGGUCGACCACCACGAGGCCGACGACUACGCGCGGUACAUUCACCACCCGCAGAACCUGCCGCUGGUGGUGUCGAGCGACACGCCCGUGGACAUGGACUCGUCCGAGUACCAGGACUACAUCCACGGCGGGUGGCAGGACCGCGGCCUCAUGGCCAGCGGCAGCGAGGAGGAGAUGGACCUCUACGCGGAGCUACUCAAGGUUGGAGAGAACCCGCUGACGGUGACGGAAGAGGACGCGCUGAAGAAGAGAUACAAGGCCUACAGGAAGUGGCUGAGGGGCAAGUCUUUCUUCAAGCAGCAGCCCUUGGACUGA